CGCUUCCACCCUCGCACUGGUACUUGAGUGACGGUGGUGACGAAGGUUAAACUUGGGAGAAAGAGGAUUGCUUCCCUUGCCGGCUCGGAGGCCGCGUUUACCCUUCCGUUUGGCUGUGCGCUGUAUCCUCCUCGUUCUGAAACUGGAGGCAAUAGAUCGAGCUUGGGCUGCUGUCGUUUAUUAAUAGUUGAUCCAUAUUUUUUGGAGAAGGUUGCUAGAAAGUCUCGGGAAUAACUUUGGUUUACUUCCUUCUCUGGUGGUGUUCAGGAUUGGUGCUCCUUCCUACCUACCGGUGCUAACGAUUUUUUGUUUUGUUUUGUUUUUGUUUUUUAAAAUUUCCUCUUAAUCUAGGCUCCUCAAGCCAUUCUGGUGAAGCAUUUGGCAGAAAUAGGGAAAACAUCUCUGCUGUAGGUCAUUUUGCAUAGCUUUCCUAGUAGCAUCGACUGUCUCCUGCUGCACUGAGUGGUCUUGGGUAGUCUGUACUGGGACAGCCUUGCCUGUGUGGCCUUUGGGAAGACACCAACACACCUUUGUUUACUUCCAGCGUUGCCCUUCUCCAGAAUUCCUAAGGAGGACUAAGCUCCAAUAAGUUGCUGCGUACUUAACAUUUUUGUCUACCUUUCCAAUAGAUUCUUUGGUGUGAAUAAGUACUCGGGAAGAUCAGCUGACUGCGCCCAGACGCAUGCUGUAUUAGGGGGUAGGGCCAUGGCAGCGCCUCUCCCAGAUAUGGAGUCAUUUGGUGAUCCAUCAAGUUCUUCAGUCAGUACCUCUAGAGACUCAGCUGUGGAUGAUGAUGACGUCGUGUUUAUUGAAUCAAUACAGCCUCCAGUUUGUGUUCCAGCAGUCAUUAAUGAAAGAAGCUUUGUAUUUGCAUCUUCAAAACAUGAAAAUCCACGGGGAAAUUAUUCCAUAAUUCCCCCUUCUUCAAGAGAUUUGACAUCUCAGAAGGGGAAUAUAUGUGAAACAAUUGUAAUUGAUGAUGAAGGGGACACAGAAAUAAGUGGAAGGGAGGAGAAAAAGCCUACCGAUUUUAUCCUACCUCAUGGAAAUAAAAGUAGUGCCAAAAAUCUGGAUUUCUCCAUUUCCAGUUUAUCAAGAAGUAAGACCAAGACUGCAGUAGAACCUUUUAAUCCUGGUAGGAUUGAUGUCACAGAUGUGCUUCAGAAUGGAAGAAUUGCAGCUCAUCUCAAUCCUGAUUCUUGGAUCUCCCAGUCAGCAUCAUUUCCUCGUAACCAGAAACAACAAGGGGUGGAUUCUUUAUCACCAGUGGCCUCACUUCCUAAACAGAAUUUCCAGCCCUCAAACCAACAGCAUCUUACUAAACCUGCUAAAAUCACUUGUGCAAACUGCAAAAAUCCUCUACAGAAGGGGCAGACAGCUUAUCAACGAAAAGGAUCAGCUCACCUCUUCUGUUCAACCACCUGCCUUUCUUCUUUCUCUCAUAAACGUACUCGAAAGACAAGGAAUAUAACAUGUAAAAAAGAGUCUCCUAUGAGGACAGCAAUGAAGGCCCCUCCAGUAGAGUCAAGCAAGUCUUUCCCAGAGUUCUAUAGUGCAUCUCUGUCUCCUCAUGAAGACCACCAGAGUCUUAGAAAAGACGUUUAUAUUAAGUCAAGAUGUAUAAUCUGUAAUAAAUUAGGAGAGGUUCGCCAUGAAAUCAGUAUUAACCAUGUAACACAUAAAUUGUGCAGUAACAAUUGCUUUAAUGAAUACAGACUGACCAAUGGUCUGAUAAUGAACUGCUGUGAACAGUGUGGCAAGUAUAUGCCCAAGAAUACUGGACACAGCAUCCUGAUUACAGGUCAGCAGAAGAGAUUCUGCUGCCAGGACUGUGCCAACGUAUAUAAAGAGAUAAUGGAAACAAAAUCAAAAAUACUACUUUUACAAAAUAGGAAAAGGAAAGCUAUCCUAGAAGAAAAUGAAAGAAAGUUACAAGAAUCAUCAAAUACACUUUUGGAAAAAACACAAGAAAUACCAGAAAAAAAGGAAAAGAUUUCAGAGAUAAUAGAAGUUGCAGCAGAAUGUAGCCUGGAUAUAUCAUCGAAGGAGCAAAGUGAGAAUUUACUUUCUUCUGUGACAGCAGCCCCUGAUACGUUUCAAGAGCAACUGGGAGACAAAAAUUCAGAAGAAUUUGCUUUGUCAACUGUACUUUCUUCAGAUCCAGGUUCAUGGCCCCAAAUUUUGGAUAUUAAACAGCGUGAUUUUCUUGUAAAAAAUGAUCCACCUCAAAUAAGAAACUGUAAUUUUCCAAAAGAUAGCACAGGGAGGAAGUUUUCAGAAACAUACUACACACGAAUUCUUCCAAGCGGUGAGAAGGCCACCAGAUCCUGGCUACUUUAUUCAGUCUCUAAAGACUCUGUGUUUUGCCUAUAUUGCAGACUCUUUGGGGAAGGGAAAAAUCAGCUGAGAAAUGAGAAUGGGUGCAAAGAUUGGCAGCAUUUGUCACAUAUCCUUAGUAAACAUGAAGAAAGUGAGAUGCACAUCAACAAUAGUGCUAAGUAUUCAAAGUUAAAAUCUACCUUGAACGGUAAAUGCAGUGAAGCUGUAGAACAUCCGUAUUGUGAAGGUGGGGAAAAUGGUGUGCUCCUGCUGUAUACGUAAAGCCUGUCUGCUCCAGAUGCUGCAGGGUCUGCCUCACCCAGAAGAGUUUUGUACCUGGAGCCAGCACCACUGUGGUGUUUUAAAGUGGAGGGAUUUACAGGAGUUUAUUAGCAUUGUGUCUGAUAGCAAACAAAUAGUAAAAAUGUUCCUGUUUCAGAUGUAAAAGCAUCAUUCAAUUGGAGUGAAUAGUGAUUCUUACAGAUUUUUAGUAAAAGCAGUUUGAGUUUUGUCACUCUGAGGGUUCUCACUCUGUAAAGUUGUUCUUAGAGGACUUCCACUUAAUGACCUAAAAGCAAGAAAAGACAAGCUGUAUAUGUAAUAAUCUAAAGAAAAUAUAUUCAGGCAAGGCACUGAUGGCUUACACCUUUAAUCCCAGUACUCAGAGGCAGGGAUGGGAAGAUCUCUUGAGUUCAAGACCAGCCUAGUUUACAGAGUGAGUUCUAGAACAGCCAGAGCUCCAUAAGAAACCCUGUCUCACAAAACAAAAACAAACAAGCUAUAUAUACAUUCAAGAAGCUUAAGAACAGAAAAUGAUCUGAAGCUACAGUUAUUUGCUAUUAAACCAAAUUGUUCUUUACAUGUUUUUCUAUUUGAGCAAAACAGUUCGCUUGUUACAGUAAGUAAAGGUAAUUUGUAUUUUAUAUUUUGUUUUCAAUUUCAUAUGUAAAUAUUUUAGCUUUUAUUAUGAAAAUUACAAAAAAUAUAUAGCUAUCUUAUGUUAGUAUGACUGUAAGAAACAUUAAAAAUAUGUGUGUAUAUUUAAA
Meriones unguiculatus (Mongolian gerbil) is the source of this 3365-nucleotide messenger RNA. RefSeq names its product zinc finger MYM-type containing 5 (gene Zmym5). The coding region runs from base 706 to 2601 and encodes 631 amino acids. Gene Ontology annotation, molecular function: zinc ion binding. The transcript is spliced from 7 exons. NCBI's taxonomy places the organism in Eukaryota, Metazoa, Chordata, Mammalia, Rodentia, Muridae. The record is from RefSeq and is a predicted model, not a curated record.